CAUCGCUGAUUCGUAUUGGCAAGAUGUCUCUGUUGUGAGUCGCGACUCGCGCAACGAUAUUUUCUUUCCAAAACAUACAAACAGCGAUUGACGAAGAUUCUUGGAUUUUUAUGGUGAUCGAGUUCCGUGAGAAAGCCAUCCGAAGAUGAGCGCUAGGCUUCUGAAAGAUCCUGCCACCGCGUCCAGCCGUAUAUUUGUUGGUCAUUUACAAACUGACGAUGUUACAAAGCUAGAGCUGGAGGAACAUUUCGCCAAGUACGGCACUGUCAUAGCGUCAAUAAUAAACAGAGGCUUUGGAUUUGUACAGUUCGAAGAGGAGCAGUCAGCGCAGAAGGCUAUUCAAAAUGAAGACGGUGCAAUGUUUAAAGGCAGACGUAUAGAUGUCAGACCGGCGAAGAAAGAUAACCAAUCUGGUGGUAGUGGAAAUGCCGGGAAUUCAAAUGCAAAACAAAUGGGUGGAUCAAAUAACCAAUUUAAUCCCAUGAAUAAUCAAUUCAAUAAUUCAAAUGAAUCAUUUGGUAUGAAUAAACCAAAUUAUACUGGUGCAAUAAAUCAGAACUUUGGGAAUGACAAUACCUUUGGCAACAACCAAAAAGAUUUGAACGCUCAAUCUAGAAGCGGUGGAAAUAAUCACUUUGAUGAUGGAAAUCAGGUUGGAAAUAAUGAUAAUGAUCAAUUUAAUGGAAAACUUAAUAAUAAUAAUGGAAAUGAUCAUUUUAAUAAUCCCACGCAAAAUCGUGGAAAUAAUCAAUUUAAUAUGAAUAAUCCAAAUCGUGGAAAUGAUCAGUUUGUUACCAGCGGCAAUCAAAACAGAGGCACUAACAAUCAAUUUGGAAAUAACCAAAUGGGAAAUCAGAACAGGCCUGGAGGAAUCCCAAAUCGAAAUCAAAUUAAUCCGGGUAAUAACCAAAACCAAAAUGCCAGUGGUGUGGGCCUUGGCGGCAGAGCUCGUGGGACGAGAGGUGGAAAGAACAGAAAUAAAAAUAAUCAGAACAAUCCCAACAAUCCGAACAUAAAUAAUUUCAGAGAUCGAAGUCCAAUUAAUAGGAAUAAUCGGAUGGAAGAUCUCAAACAAGGAGAUAGAUUACGUAACAACAAUUUUGCUAGAGAUUCAUUCAAUGACAGUGGAAAUCGUUACGAUGAAUUCAAGGCGUCUGGAACUCGAGAGGCAAAUGCGAAUUUUGGGAACACAAGUGGAUCAUCUGAUUAUCUUGCCAUUGCAGCUGAGAAGAAUGACUGUGAAAUUAUUGUCGUUAAUAAAGCGUUGACGAAAUAUGCAGAAGAAAUCGAAUUACGUUUGAAGCAAAUCGGUUUAAUGGUAGAUUUGCUGUUUCCGAAUGAAGAUGUUCCUCUGAGUCGUGUUUUGGGAAAUAUAGCGAGUCGAGGUUGUCUGUACGCCGUAGUCGUUACGCCUAUCAACCACGAGCAUCAUUCCUUAACACUGAAUAUUCUACACGGCUCGCCACAAGUUGAAGAACACAGAAACAUGCCCGUUGAAGAUGCUAUAAAUUUCAUUUCUCGAGAUUUUACGAAUUAUAAAGCUGGUGGCCGUUCAGUCCCUUUGAACACACCUCUUGCAAACGAACGUCAUCCGGAUGCUAUACAGGUUCUUCUCAAUAUGCUGGCCGAUAAUCAUCAGCUCACAGUUCUGCAAUACGAUCGUGUCAUAAAGUAUCUCGAUAUGAAACGCGAAGAGCAAGUGCAAGUUGAAUUGGGCGACGCGAAAGAUUUACCGAUAAAAACCUCGCUCGCGCCAGUCAACGAUCCGAAACAGGCCGAAUUACAAACGAGAAUACUAAAUAUUCUAAAUAAUAGUAAAAGUGCACCGCCUGUGGUAGAGCCAAGUCCGGUACCACCACCGACUUCAGCACCAACUCCUGUACCACCAGCUAAUUGGGGAACAGCAUCAAAUGCAGUCACAUCGUCCACGACAACCUCGUCUACAGGAGUUUCGCCAUCGCCUCUCCUAAAUGAUCCGACAGUUCAGAAAGCUCUUGACAGUCUUUUGCAAGGUAAUCUGUUAAAAAACAUCGGCGAUCAACAACAACCGCCACCUGCGGCAACAACUGGAGCACCAUUAUUCGCUGCUUUCUCCAAUAUCGGUAGAUUUUAACCACCACAUGAAUGUUAUUACACGAUCUUAUAAAUUUUAGAAUUUUACUUUUCUGAUUUUAUUCCGUACUAAAUAUACAAUCGCGAAAACGCAGUCAACAAUAAGAAGACGUAGAAGCGACAUUGCAAACGUAAUAAAUAUUUUAGUACAUUGUAUAUUAAUCAUGUAAAAUGAUAAAUUCGAGAUAAGUUUACAAUAAUUCUCUAAAUUGCACAAUUAUAUAAUUCAGAUAUUCGCAUAAUUAUUGUUACUGCCUAUGUGUAUGGUAUACAUCGUUGAUAACAUACUUCUCUAAAUAGCUAUGUAUUUAAACUGCUUUAAUAAACAUUAUAUAUUAAUUUAUCAGAGAUAUUUUAUACGUACUUCAUACGUAUAUUUUGCCAUUUUGCCAUUGCGCACAAAUGCAUGGAUACGUGGUUAGGCAAUGUACACGUGCACACAUCUAAAAUACUUUCAAAACAGAAAUUUCUUAUGUUUCACAAUCAUUAUCAUUAUAUAUAAAUAUGUAAAAAUCAUUUUAUAUAACUUGAAAAGGUAAUUAUGAAUGUUAGGCAAAUAUUCAAUAUAAUUAAAGAUAAUCCCUCUUUUUAUUGUAUGAAAAUCAUUUUAAUCUUCAUGUUCCUAUUUUAUUAAUUAUAGCGUAUUCUAAUGUUAUCCACAAUAAUUGUUUGUCCGAUAAAAAAUUACAAUAUAAUAUUGUAAGUAUUUAGGUAGAUUAUUAGUAACCAAUGUUUAAUGUAUUUAAAAAUUUUUUUUAAUUAUUAAAAGUUACAUAAGUUUAUAUAAAUUUUUUAAGUGAAAUUAAUAAUAUAUUUAAGUAAACAUAAUUGGUAGAUAUAUUUUAGCUUUGUCAAUAUUGGCUAUAGUGCGUAAAUUUAUAUCUGAAGCAAAAAGGUGUAAAUUUUAUUAGCUAUUAAUGUGCUUCAAUUAUGUAAUAUGUCUAAAAUAUAUUGUGUCUAAAAAAAA
Molecule: messenger RNA, 3079 nt
Organism: Wasmannia auropunctata (little fire ant)
Lineage: Eukaryota; Metazoa; Arthropoda; Insecta; Hymenoptera; Formicidae
Gene: Neos
Product: nuclear receptor coactivator 5
Exons: 7
Coding region: 146-2113 (655 amino acids)
Molecular function (GO): RNA binding
Source: RefSeq, a predicted model, not a curated record